CGAUUGUCAUGCGGCCCUCGUCCCCCUCGUCCCGUUAAAAGGACAAAAUAAAAGGUGCUCUCGUACGUUAGUAAGCCGUGCGUGGUACUUAAUUUUUCGUUAAUGAGUGCGUGUUUAAGUAUACACCCCAAGUACAAAGUGAAAAGUGGUGCAUUUUGAUAUACAAAACGGAGCAAGAGAGGAUAUAUAUAGUGUAUAUGUGUAGUGUGUGUUGUAUACUCUUCUGCUCCUCUCGCAUCGUAUAAUACCUAUACUUGACUUCUAUCGUCAGUCGGAGAGCUAGUCCGUCUAUAUACACAUUAGCGCCUAUUACUGUGUCUGUCUGGCUGGCGGUUAUCCUUUUGCUUUGAUUAAUCAAGCACUCGGCGGCGUCCUGGCCUCGAAAUUCGGCCCCGAUUGCGCUGGACCAGCGUCUCGUCCUUCAAGCUCGAGGUUAUGUUGGGGGAACCCAGCAGCAGCAGCAACUCGUUAUACUCCGCCGUUCUCGUGUCAUCGUCGCCGCUGUAACAGCUCGUUCAGCUGCUGCUGCUGCUGCUGCUGCUGCUACUAUUUGUGCUCUUCCUGAUGGUUCAUGUUCUGCCAAUUAUUGUCCUGCAGUUGCUCCUGUAGUAAAAUAGUACACAUCUGCAGUACUAAAUCUUACGCUGAUGAAAGCGAUUAUUUUUCUCAGCGCUGCUACCUUCAGCAGACAACAUUAAAGAAUCUAAAAGACUUUUUCUACACGGUAAGAUAUGAUGCUGGAUGUCGGAUUUGGAUCAGUGCAUCAUGAUGGUCGAGCCACCUUUUAGCUUAGAGGACGUUUGUAGACAGGCUCAGGAAAUGAUAAAUCAGGUUUCACGAAAUCAGAUAGACGUUCAAGGACAGGUUCAAGGUACUCCGAACAUUACCCUGGAUAACCUUUCAAGGUCAGCAGCAGUAAUAAGCCAAAAAAAGGAGCAGAGUUACUCAAAGGUCAAUAUUCAUUCCAAACUCGCAAAGCUGUACUUUGAAGAACUUUGCAAAGCCUCCCAAGGAACGCCAGAUUCUGUUUUGAAUAACCUUGAAAGUGAUAACGACCUACUGGGACGUUUAGUACAAAAAGACGGAUUGCAAACUUUGAUUGUUAAUCUCUUCGCUGGUAAUAAAGGUUACUCUUUAGCUGUCAGAAAUAGUCACAAGGGAAUCCAAUAUGACCAAAACACAUCAGUAUCGGAAACUCAGCUGAUGGGCUACGAACAGGGUGAAAUUCUCACCUGUAUCGAUAAUGGCCAAUUACCUGCAACGCUGGCCGAACAGCUAGAAGUAAAUCACUCUCAUUUGUUUCAUGAUGGUUGUAUCAUUGCCGAGGUACGCGACUAUCGCAAAGCUUACCCCCACAACAAACCAGAUGUACAUCAUGUUCUUCUUAAACCCAGCACACAGAGCGUCUUGUCGGAUGUAUCAACGCUCACCAGCGAUGGUGAUUGGAGUCACGAGGAGCGACUUCUAUUGGAAUCGCGAAUAGUGGCAGCCACACAGGGGCCAUUGUGUCUCGAUCCUGAUCCAAUACCGAGCCUGGCAACGACUCGCUUGCGUCAGUCGAAAGCUCUAUUGGCUGAUCAUCAGUUAAUGCGCCAGGCCAAAAAGUUUUCACAGGUCACAGUCAACCGCAAGAGGAAACUCGAGCAGUUGGCACAGCCGGAAGGCAUAACCAUACAGGAUCUCAUGCAAACGAUUCGGGCAAAACAAAAAUGGCCAGUUACCGGGACAGACUGUCCACCACCUUCAUUAGUUAUGCCUCCUCUCCCAGCUCCAAAUACUCCAGUGGACGUUCUAAGAUACGCGAAAGCUUAUGAACUGCCACGGGAAACAAAAGACUGCCUUCCACAACUCAUCGAAGAAUACAUAUUAGAAACUGAAAGAGGUCAAGGACGGAUUUAUCAUAUAAAAUUAUCCAUCCUGCAAAGACCUUCAAACUCCGAGUACCUGGGCGAACUUUUUGUAGAUAUCGAUUAUAGAGAAGGUGAAAAGAAGGGCUCGUCCUGCAGAUUUACUUUGGGCACGCGAGCUCAAGCGAACCACUACAUCCAACAAUUCACGGAAAUCUUUACGGAGGAGGGCAGAAAAAACGUCAAGAUACAGCACGUUGUACCGGGCCAGCCUCCGCGGGUUACUUGUACUCCGGGAAUGCAACGAGCUCAGCAGCAGCAACAACAACAGCUGCAACAACAACAACAACAACAACAACAGCAGCAGCAGCAAAUUCCAAAUGCUCAGAGGGUUCACCAACAAAUAAAGGCCCAACUGGUCGCUCAACAGCUGCAACAAGCUCAGUCGCAACGUGUUGCGCAGCAUAUCUUAUCGCGGGCUCAGGGUCAGUUGAACAACUUGACUGGUGGUCAGUUAAGCACUCUUGCGGGUCAAGUUGCCAACUCUAUCAAGGCAAUGUCGGAAGCGGCAGUCGUGUCCAACGCAAGGCAACACGUGCAGCAGCCAACAGUCACCAGCUUGGUCAACUGUUUGGACAGUGUGGCUCAAAACAUUCCUGGUCUUGUGCAAAACGAACCCGUAACCGUGAACGUUGACCAAACCAUGGCUGGUGCCUGUAACACAGUGACGCAGCGUAUUGCUCCUGUGGCGGCGACAGCGGCUCCACUGGCUGGUCAGACACUAGAUGGUACAACGACAGGUACCGUCACGAUGGCCAUUCCGGAUAUGGCACCGUGCAAUGGCUCUCCUGGUAUUUUAGUCUUCCAACAGAAACCCACGGCUGUCAUUGCUCCGAGCAACUCUUCCAAUGUUCCAGUAUUGCAAGCACAACUGCAAGCGGGAACUUUAAAUAAUUUGGCCGACGCGAGCAAUCACAAUGACGCAGCACUCCAAAGGAACUCGAGUCAAGCUAUAAAUGCUCUUGCGACCUCCCUUAUGAAUUCUGCCCAGCAGUUUACACAGCAACAAGCAGCUGCAGCAGCAGCAGCUGCUUCCAUGAACAAUGCUGCUGCUGCUGCUGCUGCUGCUGUUGCAGCUCCGAAACCAAAUAGCAACGCUGCAAUUCUUAGCCUUCUGAACAGUAGCCCUGCCAAUAUGACCCAACAAAAGAAUCAAUCGCGUAGGAUAUCUUUAAGUACUGCUUCGAUACCCCAACGAGUACUUAGUCACGGCAACGUGAUAACCGUUCCAAGCACAACGGGACAGGUUCGAGUAAGUUUUAGUUCGGCCUUAGCAGCUAAUCAGUUGACGAAACAGCAACCAGUCAAGGCAACCGCAGUCAGACUGGCUCGAAUGCCGGAUGCCACGUCAACAUUGGGCAUGUCGAUGCCUGGACUGUCGGCCCUACUGGCUGGCACUCCUACCGAAGAUAACCCAGUACCUGGUAUUACUACAGCCUCCUCGCUGUUCGAGAGGCUCACGGCAUCGUCGACUAAUCAGAGUAGUCAGCCGGCGAGUCCCAUGACUAGUCCACCGCCCGCGACACCACCCACGCAAUCCGUUCAGCAGCAGCAAACGACGAACGUUAAUCUUCAAGGUGUUAACCUCGCUAGUCUACCAAAUUCUAUUAACGGUCUUCAAAACGUUCAGGUUUCUAUUCCCGGUUUAUCACAACCUAUUACCAUGUCUCUGAACGUCUCGGCGGCAGCUGGCGGUAAUGUUGUCACGCCGACUGGCGUCAUAGUUUCUCUUCCAAUAUCGUCGGCAACCAAUACUUGUUCAACUGUAUCUAGUAUGGUACCUGCGACAGUUGUCACGAGUGCUGUAGCCGGAAAUACAUCAACAGUAGUUAUAACUAAUCCUGCCAAUGCUCAUUUAUCGUUACCAAUCGCACAAUUAAUCCCUUCCGGAGUAAAAGGUUUAACCCAACAAAAUAUACGUAGUAAUAAUGCUGCUGUCACUCUCUCUCAGGGAGGACAGGCUAUACAACUUGUUGGAUCUCAAAGGUCAAGACUGGGUCAGUUGGCGCGUCAGGUUCAGUCUAAUCAAGCCAAAUCCUUGUCAAACCAGCUGAUGGUUUCGAAAGCCGUUACGGCAAAUCAGCUCGUAUUAUCUAGAAAUAAGCAAAUCCUUACUCCGAUAAUGGUAGCAGCUUCAAAGCCAAUGUUGAUGGCAACUCAGGCGGGCACUUCUCCAUCACAGUCUGGGUUAUCAGGUGUUACGAAUAAGCAGACUCUACUGGCCAAGUCUCUACAUGCUAGGUCUGCAACAGCUGCGACGAUAGGGCAGUGCAACACUCAGGCACAGGCUCUCAACGCAGUAGCUGGUUUGUCUCAGCAACAGCUGCAACAGAUACAGCAGUGCCUUGCCGCGCAACAAAAGGUAAACGCCUCGGCGACGGGCAGGACGACGCAGAUCCAGCCACGAGGCAGCGCUGGCAACGACGACGUACUCUGAGCUAUGCUCAUAGACAGUGCUAUUUUUCUUCUUACUACACUUCCUUGUGCUCCUCUCUGGGCCGUCGACGGGAGGAAGAGGCAAAUAAAUGGACUGUCGCCUCAUUGUAUGGCCUCGAGAUUAUAAAUCGAAUGAAGAUUAUCAAUGAACAUAUUUGUAUAAAGUAUUUUUUUGCGAGACUCGAAACACAGUUGUUGCGUUGACUGUAUUUUCGGAAAACGAUUGGGAUGAGUGAAAAAAAAAAGAGAGUAUGAGACAAAUGAUUAUGACGAUAAAAAAAAAGUUAUCGAAAAUCAAUUUUUCGCCUCGUUUGUUAAACUCACGUUCAUUAUGUGUGCGAGAAAAGGUUUUAAUUAUUGUAGAUACAUACGUGCGUAUACAUAAAAAAAAAUAUAUAUAUAUAAAUAUAUAAAUAUGAUAUAAAAUUUGUUUUAUAUUAAAAAGCGUAAUAAAUAUUUCAUUUUUAUUUAUCUUGUUUUUUUUACUCUUCUGUUACGUGUGAUGUGCCCUGCAUGUCGUACGUAACACUUCUAUCAUAAUUUAAAUUUUCACGGUUUGGGAGCAAUACGUUCGAAACGAAUAUAUGCACAUAAGCAGGAGCAGAAGUACUUAAUUAGAAAAAAAAGAAGUAUAAGAGAGUGAAUUUUAUUUUCAUAUUAAUGCUAUCAUCCAGCAUCAUCAGCAAUAUCAUUUCGUACUUUGAGAAUCAUAAAAAUGGAAUUUCUCUUAUGAAUGCAUUUGAAAAAUCUAAAAUAAAUAAAAUCAUUUAAAAUCUAGCGUCAUUU
Copidosoma floridanum is the source of this 5129-nucleotide messenger RNA. RefSeq lists its product as uncharacterized. Lineage: Eukaryota; Metazoa; Arthropoda; Insecta; Hymenoptera; Encyrtidae. Gene Ontology annotation, cellular component: SAGA complex. Gene Ontology annotation, molecular function: transcription coregulator activity. The record is from RefSeq and is a predicted model, not a curated record. Gene Ontology annotation, biological process: regulation of transcription by RNA polymerase II.